Capsaspora owczarzaki ATCC 30864 is the source of this 893-nucleotide messenger RNA. Its product is annotated as succinate dehydrogenase iron-sulfur subunit. Gene Ontology annotation, cellular component: mitochondrial membrane. Gene Ontology annotation, biological process: tricarboxylic acid cycle; respiratory electron transport chain; aerobic respiration. Gene Ontology annotation, molecular function: electron transfer activity; 2 iron, 2 sulfur cluster binding. Bases 10 to 867 code for a protein of 285 amino acids. Lineage: Eukaryota; Filasterea; Ministeriida; Capsasporidae. The transcript has 6 exons. The record is from RefSeq and is a predicted model, not a curated record.
GUCGGCCCAAUGCUGUCCUCGUCGUCUCCGCUGCUGCGUCGGCUGGCUCUCAACCAGAUCCCGCGCAUGAUGGCAGUCCGCGCCGCCUCUACCUCGGCUCCAGCCAUGGGCGCUGCCGCUGCUGCCGCGCAACCUGCUCAACCUGCCAAGGCACCGCGCUUGAAGACCUUUGCCAUCUACCGCUGGGACCCCGAAAACCCCACCGUCAAGCCCCGUCUCCAGAACUACCAGGUCGACCUCAACACAUGCGGCCCGAUGGUCCUUGAUGCGCUGAUCAAGAUCAAGAACGACAUUGACCCCACCCUGACCUUCCGUCGCUCCUGCCGCGAGGGCAUCUGCGGCUCGUGCUCCAUGAACAUUGGCGGCUCCAACACGCUCGCCUGCAUCUCGCACAUCGACCCCGACCUCUCCAAGCCCGUCAAGAUCUACCCACUUCCGCACAUGUACGUCGUCAAGGACCUUGUUCCCGACAUGAGCAACUUUUACCAGCAAUACCGCCGCAUCGAGCCCUACCUCCAGCGCAAGACUCCCGCCCCCGACGCUGCCAAGGAGAACCUGCAGUCCCGCGCCGACCGCAAGAAGCUCGACGGCCUGUACGAGUGCAUUCUCUGCGCAUGCUGCUCGACGUCGUGCCCCAGCUACUGGUGGAACAGCGACCAGUACCUCGGCCCUGCCGUCUUGAUGCAAGCCUACCGAUGGAUUAUUGACAGCCGUGACGAGUUCAAGGCUGAGCGUCUUGCCAAGUUGCAAGAUCCCUUCUCGCUUUACCGAUGCCACACCAUCAUGAACUGCACCAAGACCUGCCCAAAGGGUCUCAACCCCGCCCGCGCGAUCGCCAUGAUCAAGAAGGAGCUUGCCAAUGCUUGAACACCCCUAUUACUCGUCAAUACACU